GUUGGAAAAUACACAAAAACUAAGGCAGAAUCUUCAUUUCAAAUACUCUCAGCAGUUUCUGACUCUCUUUCAGAAGUGGGAUACCGACAUGAGGAAAGCCCAGGAACAGGAAGCAGAACUAGCUCAUAUGUUUCAGGAGCAACAAAAGAUUCUGCAACAAGCUAGAAUUGUUCAGAACCAGAGGCUGGAAAAAUUAAGAAACGUAUACAAAGAAUUCUUAAAGAGUUCGCAGGCCUUGGACAAGGACCAUGAACAUCUUCUUACUGAUGAACAAAGUGAAGUCAGAGAAGAAAUCGUCAAGUUUCAAAACAAAAUUAUGAGGGAAGCUCAGCAGUAAGAGCUGGCAAUGGUUCGGAAGUCUCUUCAUUCCCUGUUGUUCUGAUGACUUUGAAGAACGAAAGAACGGGAAGCUACGUUUUAUUAAGUAUGACAUUAGCUGCACUGAACCACACUGUAGUAGUUUAAAGAUUGUAGUUGAAAUUGGUACGUCUUGUUUAUCAUAGCUUGCUUGCUAAGUGCAAGAAUCUUUUCCUGUUAAAACCCCGACCCUAAAAAGCUGUGUGAGGAGUGGCAGUUCCACAAUUAUAUACGUAUUCAGCUUUCAACCCUUUGUUAGUAAUGAAGACUUUUUGUACUUAACACUGUCAAUUAGCUGUUAGCAGUAAGGAUGAUUUAAUUUUAGGCUUUCCCUCAGUGGAUCUGUAUUAUCCCCAAAAGGCUCAAACCACAAGUACAGAAAGAAGGCUCCAUUGUUUUGCCUAAAGGGAAAAAAAAUUAAAGAAUAUAAAAUCUGUCUUA
Molecule: messenger RNA, 798 nt
Organism: Canis lupus familiaris (dog)
Lineage: Eukaryota; Metazoa; Chordata; Mammalia; Carnivora; Canidae
Product: synaptonemal complex protein 3-like
Exons: 5
Coding region: 89-337 (82 amino acids)
Biological process (GO): spermatid development; meiotic cell cycle
Cellular component (GO): synaptonemal complex
Source: RefSeq, a predicted model, not a curated record